AAAAGCGACGCGCUUUCAUUCCCAUGUUGUCGCCGAAUCAGGACGAACAUGCCCGCUCCAAAGAUCCGGUAAAAUACGGUGAACUCAUCAUCCUCGGCUACAAUGGCUCCCUUCCUGGUGGGGAUAAGGGGAGGAAGAGAAGUCGCUUUGCUCUUUACAGAAGGGCAAAGGCUAAUGGUGUCAAGCCAAGUACAGUGCAUAUCCUCAGCAGCCCACAAGACAGCAAGGCGGUUCAUAGCAGGGGGCAGCACAGCAUCUCCUUCACUCUCUCCAGGAAUCAGACCGUGGUGGUGGAGUAUUGUCAUGAUGAGGACACUGAUAUGUUCCAGAUUGGUCGUUCCACUGAGAGCCCCAUAGAUUUCGUGGUGACGGAUACGCCGGGAGGAUCAAAAGAGUGUGAGGACUCUGUUGCCCCCAGCACCAUCUCGCGAUUUGCCUGCAGGGUGGUGUGUGAACGCAACCCCCCCUACACUGCCCGUAUUUAUGCAGCUGGGUUCGACUCAUCCAAAAACAUUUUUCUUGGGGAAAAAGCCACCAAAUGGAAGAACCCGGAUGGUCAGAUGGAUGGCCUCACAACCAAUGGUGUGCUGGUGAUGCAUCCCCAAGGCUUUCCAGAAGAGACGAAGCAGGGCAUGUGGAGGGAGAUUUCUGUCUGUGGAAAUGUCUACACUCUAAGAGAGACCAGAUCUGGCCCCAUCCGUGGUCAACUGGCUCAUGGUGAGAGCAGUGCCCUGAGGGAUGGGUCUCUGGUAGACCUGUGUGGUGCCACUCUGCUGUGGCGCACAGCUGAAGGCCUCCUCAAAGCUCCCACUCUGCGGCAUCUGGAUGCACUACGGCUGGAGUUGAACGCGGCUCGUCCACAGUGCCCUGUUGGCUUAAGCACCCUGGCUUUUCCCAGCCUGCCCCGCAGCCACAGCCUGGAGGAACGCCAGCCCUGGGCCUACCUUGCUUGUGGUCACGUGCACGGGCGACACGACUGGGGUCAGCGGCCCGAGCACACCCGUGAGCGCGAGGGAGGGGCAAGCACGGGCGGCAGGCGGGAGUGCCCGUUAUGCCGAACGCUCGGGCCCUACGUGCCCUUGUGGCUAGGCUGCGAACCUGCUUUCUAUGUGGAUGCAGGUGCCCCCACCCAUGCCUUUGUGCCCUGCGGCCACGUAUGCUCAGAGAGGACGGCUCGGUAUUGGGCCGAGACACCGCUACCCCACGGGACCCACGCCUUCCAGCCCAUCUGCCCCUUCUGCUCCACCCCACUGACAGGCACGCCUGGUUUCACCCGUCUCAUCUUUCAAGGACCGAUUGAUUGAUGAGUGGCCACUGGAGGGCAGUAAGCAGGACUGAGGUUCUGUGGAGAGACGAGAGUCUCUCAGGAGUGUGUUCGUACUGUAAAUACACAUGCUGAAAGUAAAUGCUAAUCUACCAUUUUUUUUUCUUUAAUGGAUGCACACAAGUAACUCAGUAUGUGUACUUUGCAUUUGAAUACAGCCCUGAUGUAGCCUGGUCAAAACACUACUGGUUUCAUCUGAAUUCUUUCACAGAUUCAUUCUGGCACUGACUGACUGGCAAGUCUGAUCGCUGGCUAUUGUAACAUUCUGAUGAGGGCAAUUUAUGUUUGCAAAUAUGAAACAGAGAGCUCGUAGGUGGAUAGUAAAACUCAGUUUAGGACUUAAGCACAUUUCUUUGCAUGCAUACAUAGCUGGGGAAAAGUAUUGGCAU
Trichomycterus rosablanca is the source of this 1713-nucleotide messenger RNA. RefSeq names its product E3 ubiquitin-protein ligase pellino homolog 2. The coding region runs from base 24 to 1304 and encodes 426 amino acids. Gene Ontology annotation, biological process: regulation of Toll signaling pathway; protein polyubiquitination. The record is from RefSeq and is a predicted model, not a curated record. Lineage: Eukaryota; Metazoa; Chordata; Actinopteri; Siluriformes; Trichomycteridae. The transcript has 6 exons. Gene Ontology annotation, molecular function: ubiquitin protein ligase activity; protein binding.